AUAAAACUUCAGUUUGUUUUUAUAUUUUAUCGAGCAAUGACUGAAAACUUUAGUGUAACUCACGUCCGCACAGAUGAUUCAUUAUUCAAGGAUUACAAAAGCUUAAUUUCAGUGAAACCAAAAGAUCCAAAAUGGGUAAACUUUCCAGGUUGGGUAUCAUUUGAUCUACUCAAUGGUGACAUUGAAAGAAUUAAAGCUGCAAAAAUGUAUGAAGAUGAUGUGAUUCUUUGUGGAUUUCCUAGAAGUGGGACGAGUAUGAUGCAAGAGAUGAUAUGGCUUAUAAUGAAUGACUUUGAUUUUGAUAAAGCAAAAAAUAUCCAAAGAGGUGUUCGGGCUCCAAUUAUUGAGUUGUAUGAUUUCUACCAAUCGAUCAGAAAUGAAGGCAGUUAUCCGCAAUUUGAUGAUCUUCAGAGACCAAGAACAUUUAAAAGUCACAUGCCAGUUCAACUCCUCCCAGAUGAUGUCUGGACAAAAAAGCCCAAAUUGAUUUAUAUUUCUAGAAAUGUCAAGGAUGUUGCUGUGUCAUUUUAUCAUUUUUCUAAGGAUUAUUAUAACUAUUCUUAUACAAUUGAUGAGUUCCUCCAAUAUUUCCUUGAUGAUGCCCUUGAGUCAACUCCAUAUCGUGAACAUAUUCUGGAUUACUUAAAUAUUCCAAAUUAUAAAAAUAUUUUGUAUCUAACCUACGAACUUGUUACUAUGAAUUUAGAGUUUUACAUUAAUGAAGUAGCUGCUUUUUUGGGGAAGACGAUAAGUGAUGAGAAUAAAAUAAAGUUGAUGGAGCAUCUUAGUUUUAAGAACAUCAAAGAAAAUAAAGGCUUUAACAAUGAAUCGUUUUUAAAAAAAAUACGAGAUGAUACAGGAGCAACUCAAGAAAUUGCUGGACAUGCAAGAAAAGGAAAAUCUGGUGGAUUUAAAAGUGAAAUGUCUCAAGAAUAUAUUGAUAAAUUUGACAAAUGGAUGGCAGAGAAACUAGAAACUGGAUACAAUGUACAGUGAGGGAGAUGACGAGCUAAACGUAAUGGAUGCAGCAGCUUCUUACCAACAUGUUGGUCUGUUGAUACAAAACAAUUAAUAUAGGAACAGAACAAAAAGAGCAACAAAGAAUUCAAAGUUAAAAUAGUUGAUAAUUAAUAAAACUCUAUUCCAUUGACUUAAUACUCUAAUGUUAAAAGGUACAGUGCAAGCUGUCAAAAUCCAAACCUCAUUAUUUAAAGGAGCACGACCUUUAUAAUUCCUACAUUUCAGACAUUACUCUAAUUUAAACGAUCAAUUGUUGAAUUGGCAUAAAUUGAAUAAAAUUGCAUUUUAAUUA
This is a messenger RNA of Chironomus riparius, 1312 nucleotides long. NCBI's taxonomy places the organism in Eukaryota, Metazoa, Arthropoda, Insecta, Diptera, Chironomidae. The record is from the annotation of a GenBank genome assembly.